Molecule: messenger RNA, 936 nt
Organism: Candidula unifasciata
Lineage: Eukaryota; Metazoa; Mollusca; Gastropoda; Stylommatophora; Geomitridae
Source: the annotation of a GenBank genome assembly
AUGCAGAUCGUCCAGCUCUCUCACCGGCAGGAUCCGCUGUCUGCCAACCGCUUGGCCUGGCAACUGCUGGAGGGACUCAAGUUCAUACACCACAACCUCAACAUGCCACACGGGCAUCUCAAGCCGUCCUGGGUGUUUGUCGAUGCCGAGGGCCGACUUCGGCUGGCUGGAUACGGCAUAGUGACAUAUUCAGGGGCGUCUCCUGUGCGUACGAGAUCGGGCUCGGAGAAGUCUGAACGUGAUCGCUCUAUCUGCUGGACAGCCACUGAAGACCUCAACAACGAACAGUCGCAACCUUCCAUGGCUUCAGAUAUCCAGGUGGCGGGCAUGCUGCUGUACUUCAUCCUGACGGGCGGUCAGCACCCCUUCGGGUCGACGCCCAUGGAGGCAGAGAUGAAUAUGGCCCGGAACACCACCCACAUGGAUCUUAUCAGCGACGAGGCCAACGACCUAGUGUCUGGCAUGUUGUUUCCGGAUCCCACCGCUCGACCCACCAUCGAACACUGUCUCAAGCACCCAUUCUUCUGGUCGGGUGAGAAGAAGUUUCGCCUCAUUCUGAUCGUCGGGUCGGAUGUACUUACAGAGAUGAAGACAGGCAUUGCACUGACUGGAAAUGGAUCUCCUACCAUGACAGAGAUAUUAAGCGUCCUUGACAUUGCAGAUGUGAGCCCAAACUGGGUGCAAGCAAUCAAUCCGACUGUCAUGAAAGAAAUGCGAUCGUUCCGAGUGUACAAGAACAGUCUGUCAGAGCUGACGCUCUUUAUUUACAACUGUUGCCUUCACUUCGAUAAGAUGUCUCCUAUGGCCAAAGAGGUUCUAGAUGACCCCUGCAAGUACUUCCAAGCGUUGUUUCCGUCCUUGUUUAUGUCCAUCUACCGGUCACUGAAAGCUUCGGACAGAACAGACCGAACCUGCUACAAGCCGUUCUUCAGCUAA